AAACCAAUAAAACAUUACACUAGACCUAAAUCUCUUUGGGAUUUAAAAGAAGAUUAUACAACAAAUUCUGGUUUAAAAUUGUAUUCAUGUGAAGCAUCAAAACGUACUGAGCAGUGCAUUGGUGUAUUAGAAAUGAAAAAUGAAGAAAAUAAGAUUAAAGAUUUAUCAAGCUCUAUUAAUGGUCAGCGUUUUGUUGCUAGUGGCACACAAGUUCCAGCAAAUAAUUAUACUAAAAUGAAUGAAGAUCAAUUAAAAACUUUACCUUAUUUUCAAAACUAUAAAAAAGGAAUCCCAUCAAAAGUAUUGUAUGUGAAAAAUAUUGCCAAAAGUGUUUGUGAAAAACAUUUGAUAUCUGUAUUUGGAAAGUACAAUAAGUUGCAAAAUUCAGACAUAGUUUAUAGAUAUAUGAAGAAAGGAAAAAUGAAGGGACAAGCUUUUAUUGAAUUUGAAAACAUUGAAGUGGCAGAGAAAGCAUUAGAAGAAAACCUUGGACUUAUACUUGAAGAAAAGCCAUUAAUUAUUCAGUUUGGAUAUAAAUGAUAAUUGUUAAUAAUUUAAGUUUGAUUAAAAUAUAUUUACAUUUGCAAGUUCAAGUUCAUUUUUAAAAUAUUUGUCAGAUAUCAUUGUCCAAGAUACACACAUAAGUGGUGCCACCUUUUCUUUACCAACACGGCAACACGAGACGUGAGCUUAAGAAAUAAUGUGACGUAUCCUGUGUAUCAAGUGCAUGUUCUAUCAUUGUGUAAGCAUCAUACCUAACUUCCUGAUUUCAUAGUUGUUAUUUUUUUUUUUACCAAAAUUCUAUAUCAUACCUCGUGUUACUUAUAAUUAUGAUUUAUGUUCAUAAAUGCAUCUUUACCUAUUUCYUGUAUGAUUUCAUAGUUAUGCAGUACCAAUAAUC
Molecule: messenger RNA, 901 nt
Organism: Diuraphis noxia (Russian wheat aphid)
Lineage: Eukaryota; Metazoa; Arthropoda; Insecta; Hemiptera; Aphididae
Biological process (GO): mRNA splicing, via spliceosome
Cellular component (GO): U12-type spliceosomal complex
Molecular function (GO): pre-mRNA intronic binding; U12 snRNA binding
Source: RefSeq, a predicted model, not a curated record